Choloepus didactylus (southern two-toed sloth) is the source of this 2211-nucleotide messenger RNA. It is a transcript of the gene BTBD2, whose product is annotated as BTB domain containing 2. Gene Ontology annotation, biological process: neurogenesis. Gene Ontology annotation, molecular function: protein binding. Gene Ontology annotation, cellular component: cytosol; P-body. Lineage: Eukaryota; Metazoa; Chordata; Mammalia; Pilosa; Megalonychidae. The record is from RefSeq and is a predicted model, not a curated record.
AUGGCGGCGGGUGGGAGCGGCGGGCGCGCGUCGUGCCCGCCGGGGGGUCGCGGGCUCGGGCGCGGGGGGGCGCCGGGGCCCAGCGCCAACGCGGCCGGCCCAGCCCCCGGCAACGCGGCCGCCGCCCCGCCCGCCGCCGCCGCCGCCGCCGCCGCCCCGGGCCCCCGCCGCCCCCGGCGCGCCCGCCCCCCGGCCCGGGCCCCAGUUGCGAGCGCGCAGGCCGCGGCGGGCGGCGGGGAGCGGGCGGCCGAGGAGGCGGCGGCGGCGGGCGCGCUGCUGCGGGAGCCCGCGUACAACUGGCAGGCCACGAAGCCCACGGUGAAGGAGCGCUUCGCCUUCCUCUUCAACAACGACGUGCUCUGCGACGUGCACUUCCUGGUGGGCAAGGGCCUCGGCGCGCAGCGCGUGCCCGCGCACAGGUUCGUGCUGGCCGUGGGCAGCGCCGUCUUCGACGCCAUGUUCAACGGGGGGAUGGCCACGACGUCCACGGAGAUCGAGCUGCCCGACGUGGAGCCCGCCGCCUUCCUGGCCCUGCUCAAGUUCCUCUACUCCGACGAGGUUCAGAUCGGCCCCGAGACAGUCAUGACGACCCUGUACACAGCCAAGAAGUACGCCGUGCCCGCCCUGGAGGCCCACUGUGUGGAGUUCCUCAAGAAGAAUCUCCGCGCCGACAAUGCCUUCAUGCUGCUCACCCAGGCCCGGCUCUUUGACGAACCGCAGCUGGCCAGCCUGUGCCUGGAGAACAUCGACAAGAACACGGCCGACGCCAUCACCGCCGAGGGCUUCACCGACAUCGACCUGGACACGCUGGUGGCCGUGCUGGAGCGCGACUCCCUGGGCGUGCGCGAGGUCCGGCUCUUCAGCGCCGCCGUCCGCUGGUCCGAGGCCGAGUGCCAGCGGCAGCAGCUGCAGGCGACGCCCGAGAACAAGCGCCAGGUGCUGGGCAAGGCGCUGGCGCUCAUCCGCUUCCCGCUCAUGACGGUGGAGGAGUUCGCCGCAGGCCCUGCGCAGUCGGGGAUCCUCUCGGACCGCGAGGUGGUCAGCCUCUUCCUGCACUUCACUGUCAACCCCAAGCCACGGGUGGACUUCAUCGACCGGCCGCGCUGCUGUCUCCGCGGGAAGGAGUGCAGCAUCAACCGCUUCCAGCAGGUGGAGAGCCGCUGGGGCUACAGCGGCACCAGUGACCGCAUCAGGUUCUCCGUCAACAAGCGGAUCUUUGUGGUCGGCUUUGGGCUGUACGGCUCCAUCCACGGCCCCACCGACUACCAAGUGAACAUCCAGAUCAUCCACACGGACAGCAACACCGUCCUGGGCCAGAACGACACGGGCUUCAGCUGCGACGGCUCCGCCAGCACCUUCCGCGUCAUGUUCAAGGAGCCCGUGGAGGUGCUGCCCAACGUCAACUACACGGCCUGCGCCACGCUCAAGGGCCCCGACUCCCACUACGGCACCAAAGGCCUCCGCAAGGUGACCCACGAGUCACCCACGACGGGCGCCAAGACCUGCUUCGCCUUCUGCUACGCGGCCGGGAACAACAACGGCACGUCGGUGGAGGACGGCCAGAUCCCCGAGCUCAUCUUCUACACCUGAGCCACCGGCGUCCUCGGCACAGCGGGGGGCCCAGUGGGGGCUGCGCGGGGCAGCUCGGGGCUGCGGGGGCACAGCAGGGGCUGCGGGGGGCAGCUCGGUGCCGCAGGGGCACAGCAGGGGCUGCGGGGGCGGCGCCCACGUUUAUUUUUCUAACUGCACAUGGCAAUGCAUCUGGGGUUUCCGUUCCUAGUAGACGCGGCGUGGGGGCUCGUCGUGGGUUAGGUUUGGGUCCUGUCCUCUGUGUUCCUGUCCGGAGCCCCCACCCCAGCCUGCCGAGCGCCCCCAGGAGCCCAGGGCCACAAGGGGCCUCAAGCACAGGGCAAGCACAGCCCGAUGGUGUCCGUCAUCCUCGGGCUCAGCACAGGCCACCCUGGGGGUGUCUCGAUCCAGCAGGCGCGGCUUAGCCCCCCAUGGCCCAAUGUGGAGUCCGGGGGGUCCCCCCCAGCCCUGCACCCCUGUCUAUGUCGCCCUGGCUGCCGUGGCUGCCCCUCUCGCCCCUCCUUGUGUUCCUGCCUCUGUGGUUCCUGCGGACCCCACGUCCCCCGCAAGCCGCGCUGAGGUGUCCCCCCCCACACCUUGCCCCCACGUGAUCUUUUUUAAUAAAAGAAAGAAACGCUCCGG